AUGAACUUGGCGCAAACAGUAGCGCAGCAUUACAAUUGUCAGUUGCAGAAGUGGCUUAAAGCCGAACAUACCUCGGCACGAACCAACGCCCCACCCACGUCAGUCAUCGAAAAACCAGCCUCGGAGGAAGGCGGGGAACGUCGUUUCACAUGUUCCCCGUCGGCCAGCGAUUCACCGGUGGAGGCGCCGAAGCCGACAACCCCUCCCCGCAAAGAAUCGCCCCUCAAAGUGGCUGAAGGCGCGAGCAGGUCCUAUUCAAUGGAGGACCUUCUGCGGAGUGAUUCCUCCAACGGACCAGAAGUCGUCAGAUGGGAGAAACAGAAGUCACCGGUUUCGACGACGACGACGACGACUCCAGAGGCUUCGAAGGGGCCAGAGGGUAAGAAGAGACCGCACGAGGAAUUUCUCGCGGAGUUGAGUCGAACCGCCACCGACGCUCUCACACGAGCUCUAAGCAAACGACCGAAGCUUGUGGAGAGUGGACUAGGGCAAGAAUUGGAAGGCCUAAUCAGAGAAGCUAUAGAGACGAGUAUAGAUCGGUGCUCGUCAUUCAGAGCUGAAAGCGAUGAGCAGCGAUCCCAGCCAGACGAAAGCCAUCGCGUGCCAGAUCUCCCAGACGUAGAAAAGGCUGAGCCCUUGCCACAACACAACAGUUCUCUCAGCUUCCCGUCGUACGUUCCUUUGCCAACUGAGAUUAUGGGAGCCAUGGGAGGUCACAUUCAUGAAGUCUUCGGACAGUCCUUUUCUGCUUACUACAAGGCAGCGUGCCGAGUGUUGCAGACUCAGGAGAGACUCAUUCCACAUCCCCCCUCCAUGCUGUUCGGGUCAAGCAAAUUGCCAGAGUUAAAUACUUCGCCUAGACUGGAAGGUUCUAGGUUGGAACCAUACGUAGAAUUCCAGAAAAUGUCGCCGAACCACAUUGCCGGAACAGAUCAACCAAAUCACCAGACAGAGGCGCUUGCACUGGUUGUAAAUCGGAAUCGCGGGAGUGCAUUGUCACCGUCAUUCGACCAACCGCAUGAGAGUCUUCAGUCUUACGAGAACCCAUUGGUCUCGUGUGGGCCAAGACGGAAGCGAACCAAGGUCACAGACACGCGUCUGGUGCCACCUAAGAUGCCUCCUCAGCUGCCUAUGGCGUCGAUGGAGAGCGGCAGUCCGUUUGUCAUGCCGGAAACUCCGCGUUCGAAGACAGGCGAAGUCCUCCCGCGGAUUCCGCCUCCACAACCGCCGCCACCCCACGUGCCGCUAAACUUUGAUCCAGCCCUUGUAUCUGACAUCCUGAAGAGCUUGUCUAUGUCGAAUGGCUAUCACCAUCCUCCCUGUUCCACCUUCGACACCAGAGGACCCCUCCUGAUGCCUCCUGGCCGCCUCCCUUCGAUAGAUUUGCUUGGAAACCUUCCGCCGCCACCGCAUCCGCAUCAUCCGCCCGCCUUCUGCUACGACUUGCCAACCGCCUCGCCUGUCGUCGAUUCCACUCCGAUCAGGAGGAAUCGGUCGAUUGGGGGCAAACGGGUGACUAAUGCAUCGACGCUCACUUACGGAUGCGAUGCUAGAUCCUUUCUAUCGUCGAGUUCCGCGUCCGAUGAUGGUAACACCGGGCUCCAUUCGGGGUCGCUUGGAAAUACCGUGGCGACGACAAGCACUCUGACGCCGAUUCAUCUGCGGAAAGCCAAGCUAAUGUUCUUCUUCACGCGCUACCCCAACUCCUCGUUGCUGAAGGUCUUCUUUUCCGACGUCAAGUUCAACAAGAACAACACCGCUCAACUGGUCAAGUGGUUCAGCAAUUUUCGGUGGGUGUUCUUUGAGGCUAAGGCAACGAGUUGA
Mesocestoides corti is the source of this 1824-nucleotide messenger RNA. NCBI's taxonomy places the organism in Eukaryota, Metazoa, Platyhelminthes, Cestoda, Cyclophyllidea, Mesocestoididae. The record is from the annotation of a GenBank genome assembly.